Messenger RNA from Ostrea edulis (European flat oyster), 2478 nucleotides. RefSeq lists its product as uncharacterized. The transcript is spliced from 4 exons. The record is from RefSeq and is a predicted model, not a curated record. Bases 374 to 703 code for a protein of 109 amino acids. NCBI's taxonomy places the organism in Eukaryota, Metazoa, Mollusca, Bivalvia, Ostreida, Ostreidae.
AUCAAAGCGAUAGAGGUGUUCCGAACGCGUGUACCUGUACACAGGUAACUGGCACAGGUAAACAAUAAGUACACACAGGUGGACAUACGUAAAUGAUUUCAAAAUUUGGACGACUACUUUAUGUUCGUUGGUGGGGUUAAGCGUUUCGAGACCAAAUCGGUGAUAGAACACAGGGAAGAGAUUUUGUUGGAGUUUUCCUGUUUGAAUUGAUUGAUUGGAAAUCAAUUGUCAACAGUUGUUACGGGACGAAAAAUAGUUCCUUCAGAGGUAUUAUAGCGAUAAUCUUCCGGUAGCAUUUCCCGGGUUGGAUUAACACUAUUUUCCGGUACAAGGAUGUCGGCCGUGGUGGAGUGAGCGGUGUAUCCCCCCUGCUAUGGGAGUCUAUGUUGUUGAAGAUCCGGACGAUGAAGAUGAAACGUCAUCUAGUGUAUGCUGUAUGGGAGGAUGCUUGACCGGCUGUGCAUUUGCAGUACUACUACUCGUUGUCUUACCAGCAGGUGCCUUGAUAACGUUUUAUGCUGGGAACAAAAAUGACUUUGGUGUCCUCUCUGCGGGUAUCUGCAUGAUUGGCAUACCGCUUCUCUCAGUACCCGCUUUCAUCUUUAUAUACCUAAACAGACGACGCAUUCGACGAUUCCGAAAAACGAAAGUUGAUGAACAAGUCAGUCCCUCGGAAGGAAAAGACAAAAAAGAUCGCUAUUGAAUUUAAAUCACAAGCCAUGGGCACCAUCGUCGGAGACUUUGCAGUGCCGUAGUGAGAGGUUGUAAUGGCAAUCAGUAGACAACGAUUUUCGCGCCAAAGGGCUUUCCCUCAACAGUUAUACAAUGUUGUAAGGAUGCGUCAACGAACAGGAAUUAUGUUGAUAUGAUGUUAAAAAGAAUGUAUAUUAUAGCAUUUUUGACUGAAUGCCAUUAUUUCUAGAAAUAACCUGUUUGAAAAUCAUGGUUAAAGGAAUAUUCACUAUCAUAUAUUGAUUAAUGUAUUUCAUGUUGAGAAAAUCCAUGUAGUUUUCUGGUCCACGUAUUCUGAAAAUACCUUCAAUAUUGACUUAACGAUGAUGCAUGCAUCCACUCAGCAAAUGUUAAAACAUCGUUUUUGUUUGUUGGUGUUUGUAUUUCUUUCCAUGAUAAAUAGAAAAAAUAAUUAUCAAAUAUUUAAUUUUGGAUAAUACAAAUACCAGUACACAUAUAGUUACUUUAAGUGACAAAAACGUGAAAUGUAGCAUAAGCUAAUUGUUCAAAACAAUAUCCAUGAUUCAAUUUACAUGUAUUUUUACAUCUUGAGGUACAAAGCAUAUUUGAGGAAGAACUAUUCAAUGUUCUAAUUUAGAGUAUUUUUGGGUGAUUUGUUGAUAUUUAAAUGGUGUUGGUUGGUUGUUGUUAAUGGUUGCGGCACGUGUUCACUGUUGCCAUGACUUCCCAUGUGUACAAUAUGACGAAAUCCAUUUCAGUUGUGCCAAACAAUUCACACUUUUCAUGAUCUCUACAUAUAUGCCGUCUAUAUAUCCUAGUAUAUCUUUUAAUUAUUUUUAUUCGUUGUUGAUGCAUGUACCCCUCCUUUUUAGGUAGGAGUUGCAAUCCUUAGUUCACAAUGUAAUGAGAUGCAAUAAAGACUUGCUUUCAUGUAGCAGAGUCCGCCAUGGUAUCAGUUGACAUAUCAGAGAGAGAGAGAGAGAGAGAGAGAGAGAGAGAGAGAGAGAGUUGUAUGGGUAAGCGAGAGAGAGAGACUAGCUGGUGUAUGUAUAUAUUAUUCAUUAUUUCUAUAUGCUAUGUAAUACUUUAUGAGAUAGCAAUAACCUGUGAUGUGGAUAUUCAUGUAUAUUGUGAUUGUUAACCAAGUAAAGUACUCUAUCUAAAAUUGUAAGUACUGUCUGUCCGGAGUUAGUGUUACUUUUGCAUGAACAAGACAUUCAGCUUGAUUUGAUUGCUUGUUUCUGCAAAGUCGACCACGAUAUAUUGCCGCUCGCUGACAGUCGCUGCAGAAGUAAAUUUCAAUCAUUUCCUGCGGCGAGAGACUAAAAUGUUGAACGCUGAUACUGGAACAUGUAACAGUCACGCUGCAUUCGGACGGACAAUACUAGUAUAUUUUCCUUUUCUAUUAAUGUCUAUACAUUCUGAAAUAUAAUUUACAAAUCAAGCUGCCAUGAAACCUAGAUGUUAUUUAAUGUUUAUUUCUACUCAUGUUAUACUUGUAUUUCUAAUCAUGUCCAUAAUUCAGAAGAUGUGUUGUUGUUGAUCAUGAAUUUAUAAACCACUGUUUUCAACCACUCUACAUUAAUAACUGACAAGUGUUGCCAGAAAUGUCACCAUGACUCUUAAAAGACUUUGUAUACUAUAUUUAGGAAUAUUAACUUGUAAUGUGUUCAAUACUGUACACUUAUUGACCUACGAUUGUUUAGUUGGUAACACUGUAAUUAAAGCAGAAAAAAUAAUGGAAAACAAAGACAAUUAUAUGAAAUAAAAGAAGCUGAAUUCAAA